CGCAAGAGAAAACCCCCUGGGUUAUGUCCCUAUUAUAUUAGCAUCUCAAACACCGACCGAUCCAGAGGUGCGCGGGAACCACCAAAGGUUGUUUGUGGAGUCCCGCAGCAGGUGUCUCGGGAAGGGAAGGGACAGCAGGGACUCAGGAGCACCAGGGUGGGGAUGACAGAUGGGCCCGCGGCGCGAAGACGCCCAGAACCUGUUAGCUCCCGCUGUCACCUGCUGGGAAGGACUGGACCAGGCUGAAGGUAGCGGCGGUCCCAGACAAGCGCUCCCCGAGGUGAAGCGCCCCCUGAGGGCACCGGCCCGCCGCACCAGCCGGCCGGUAAGUAAAGUUAGUAUGGGGUCCGCGCCGCCGCCACAGCCCUCCGGGCCCGGGACCCCGUCAGUCAGCAACCGUGCAGAGCUCGGAGUGCAAGGGAACCCCGGCCGGGCCGAGCUCCGGGCACCACCCGUUCCCUCUGCGCCGCACGACCCCGCCCGGGCAGCCCGCCACCUUCCCGCCAUGCCCCGCUGAGGUCGAGACCCUGACCCUCUAAAGGAGCCCGCUGCGGUCUUUACCUCCGCUCUGUGGUCCGCCGCACGCUCUCACCCGUGCAAGAGAAUCCGGACUCACCACAGCUGCCCGGCCAGCGUGAGCUCUCACCCCCGCCCCCUCAGGUAACCCGGGAAACCGGGAACACCACCCCUUCCUCCCCCGCCCCGACCCAGACCCGUUCCUCUGCGCGUGCGCACAGACCCCGCCUCAAGCGCCUAGAGUCCCGCCCCACCGAGAAGGCACGCCGGGGUCGCCAACGUGAUGCGUGGAGAACCUCAGCCAAUGAGAGGAAGAAGGCGGGACAAGUGCAGCGGGGCGGGCCCUGUGCAGCUUCUCUGAGCUCCACCCCUCCCGGCAGCAAAAAGCUUCGUCCAACCCAGGAGGUUCAGCCCCUAAAAGCGCAAUCAUAGUGCUUUCUUUCUACUGUAAACUCACGUUUACUGGAAAAACUACAUCUGUGUUGAAGACUGUUCAAAGUGACUGACUGACUAAAACUUUACCAUUACGGAGAGAUGAAUGAUCAGUAGCCAAAAUUAUCUUGGCUUAAAAACCGCUUAUUACCAACCUCUGUAGCUGACCUAAGAUCUUUGUGGCUGUUAUGUAAAACGUUUGGAAUGUAUUGUUAAACUUAGCCAAUGACUGGCUUUCCAGCAAUGCUCAAAAGAAGGAUAUCAUCAGCGGGAGAUUUUCCUGCUGUGCUGUAGUCUGCCCAACUGAUGUCCUCUGCCCUGUAUUUGGCAAAUGUAUUGAUUUAUGGUCUUUUGUUCUACCGCUAUAAGACCUCGUGUAAACCUCUUCCACAAUAGAACGUGUAAUUCUGAGAAACCCGAAUCUGUAUUACUAAGCAGUAUUCACUCAAAGUUGCCUCAGAAUAAACUUUCCUUUGGUUUUUG
Messenger RNA from Arvicanthis niloticus (Nile rat), 1431 nucleotides. Lineage: Eukaryota; Metazoa; Chordata; Mammalia; Rodentia; Muridae. The record is from RefSeq and is a predicted model, not a curated record.